AUGGCCAACAUAGUCACAUUUCUCUGUCUCUACAUUCUGUCAUCAACUCUGUUGCUAUCAAGAAUCACCAUGGCAAACCCUGGAUUGAGCAUUCAGCUCAUCCACUGCGAUUCCCCAGAAUCACCCCUCUACCAACCCAACCUCACACAGUCACACAGAACUCAAAAACUCGUUCUCCUAUCCAAAGCUCACGCCAUGCGCCUAACGAAAGACUUGCAUUCCAAGUACAUCAAUAAUUCCAAUGCUAAUGUUGUGCGUGCAAAAAUUGAUUAUCAAAAAGACUCUAUCUACAUGGCACAAGUGAGCAUAGGCACAUUCAGGAGGACACCCCCGAUUUCUUACUUCCUUGACGUGGACACGGGGAGUGGCAUUAUAUGGAUCCAAUGCCAAGAGUGUAGAAAUCCAGGACACCACUGCUUUUACCAAAGACAACCCCUUUUCCCCUCUUUGGAAUCCCUUUCUUAUAAAACUUGUUUGUAA
This is a messenger RNA of Prunus armeniaca (apricot), 480 nucleotides long. The record is from the annotation of a GenBank genome assembly. Lineage: Eukaryota; Viridiplantae; Streptophyta; Magnoliopsida; Rosales; Rosaceae.